Messenger RNA from Adineta ricciae, 771 nucleotides. NCBI's taxonomy places the organism in Eukaryota, Metazoa, Rotifera, Eurotatoria, Adinetida, Adinetidae. The record is from the annotation of a GenBank genome assembly.
AUGAUGUCUAAUCUAUUUCAUCCACAUCCGAUUAUGAAUAUGGUAAACAAAUCUUCGAAUUCCAAUCUACCAUUGAAUGAGCACAUUAAACGGCCGAUGAACGCAUUUAUGGUCUGGUCUCGUGGUCAACGACGGAAAAUGGCUCAAGAAAAUCCUAAAAUGCACAAUAGUGAGAUCAGUCGUCGCUUAGGCAUCGAUUGGAAACUAUUGAAUGAUGAACAAAAACGGCCAUUCAUUGAUGAAGCAAAACGUUUACGUUCAUUACAUAUGAAAGAGCAUCCGGAUUACAAAUAUCGUCCGCGACGCAAACCGAAAUCUUUGAUUAAGAAAGAUCCAUACCCAUUCACAUUUCCAUCAUUAUCUACAACGAAAGAUUGCCAUGAUUUAGCGAAUUCAACAAGCAUUCAACAACAGUUAAACGAAUCUUUAGCACUUAAUUUAGAAAAAUGUCGAUCGAUUUUGUCACCGCAAACGAGCGCAAACUCAGCAGCGGCACUUUAUCCAUAUCCACCUGGUAAACUAACAGAUUUCUCACCGGCAACAUUUGCUUAUAAUCCACUUGCUUACGCUGCGGCUCUCUCUAGCCAUUAUCCGUAUAGUACCAUGCUAUCUGCUAGUCUAGCUGCAGCAGCUGUGGCUACAUCUCCAUCGUCAAGUGUGUCGUCGAAUAACUCACUAAAUGAACAUCAUUUUGGUCUUCACCGACCACAAGCACUUCUACCGACGAAGUUAUCUUCAGACACGAAUAAUAAUUUUGAACCACGUUUUUAA